Molecule: messenger RNA, 2214 nt
Organism: Stylophora pistillata
Lineage: Eukaryota; Metazoa; Cnidaria; Anthozoa; Scleractinia; Pocilloporidae
Biological process (GO): DNA integration
Molecular function (GO): nucleic acid binding
Source: RefSeq, a predicted model, not a curated record
AUGAAAGUCAGGGAGGGCCUAACUUGUUUGACCUUGACCGAUGGCUCUCAGAACAUUUCAGAGCAAGACAACACCUGGUGUACGAGGAACCAGGAAAAUGUCUGUCACCUAACAGGCGUAAAUCUCCAAAACAGUAGUAAAUCUCCAAACCACAUGAGUUCUUCUACACUGUACAUCACGGGCGACCCACAGCCAAAGGGGGAAGAACCCACGAAUAAAAAACCGAAGUCACCAGCCUGCCUAUGCUGUAAUGAACCUCACCCACUUUACAAAUGUAAUGAAUUUAAAAGAAAGUCUGUACUUGAGCGCUAUGAGCUGGCCAAGAGUUUCAAAGUGUGCUUCAAUUGUCUCAAGCAGGGACGUGAAGUUGAUAAAUGCUUGAACAAAACUCAUUGCCAAGUUACCAACUGUAAGAGACAUCAUCACAGUCUGCUACACUAUGAACGUGCAACACCUCAGCCACCGCUUAGUCAGGACCCACAAGCUCAGCCCCCGCUCUUCCCCGGAAACGUCCUAACGAAGGUGGCAACCACCAAUUCCCCCGCAGCUAAUGAGAGAGUGGUUUAUUUUAAAGUUGUGCCGGUCCAAAUACAAGGUGAAAACGGGAAGGCCAUGAUCGAAACGUUUGCCUUUCUGGAUCACGGCAGCUCAGACACCUUGAUAAAAAAAGACACUGCCGACAAGCUGAAUCUUGAGGGACCGGAGCGAUUACUUUGCCUGGGAAACGUUGAAAACAAUGGAACUCCGCAGUGCUCCAAAGCAGUGAAUCUUCUUGUAACGCCGACGGGGAAACAAGCUGUAAACAUACCUGUUAACAUCCAUCCUGUGUGGACAGUCCCCAGAUUAAAUGUCCCUCCACAGAGACUUGACAAGGAAAACUUCAGAAGAACCUGGAAACACCUUGAAGAUCGAGACAUCCCUACUGUGUCUUCUUAUCAGAUAGGCCUACUUAUUGGAGUGCAAGUUACAGAAGCCAUAAUUCAACAUGAACACAGACGUGGUCCAAAGGGCCAACCAUAAGCUGUGCGAACUGACUUUGGGAUGGACGAUUGCUGGUUUAGCGGGAGGAGUUCCUUCCCCGACAACAAGCUUAGGCUUUGUUGGACACUGUGCUACCUCAGUUCAAAUGUGACACUACAGAGUCACGAAAGAACUCUCAAACGUUUAGAAGAUGCUUCCAACUUUCGAUCUGACCUCGGCCAUUAUGAGACUGGUCUCCUGUGGAAGGAUGAAAAAGUCAUGCUCCUGAGCAAUCGUCCCCUAGCAGAAAAAAGACUUACAAAUCUAGAGCGAAGCUUGGAUAAAGACAGUGAAAGAGCUAAAGCUUACUAUCACACAGUUGAUACCUAUACUGCCAAGGCCUAUGCCAGAAAGUCAUCUCCCACCGAGAUUGUUGCCAAGGAACCCAAGAACACUUGGUACCUGCCGCACCAUGCUGUCACAAAUCCCAAUAAGCCGGAAAAGGUUCGCGUAGUGUUUGACGCUGCAGCCUCAUACAAGGGAACCUCGUUGAAUGAUCAAUUGGUGACAGGUCCCGACCUGCUGAACCCUCUCGUAGGUGUUAUCAUGAGGUUCCGACUACAUGCUGUUGCCAUGAUCGCGGACAUUGAAGCAAUGUUCUUUCAGGUACGAGUUAUCGAGAAAGACCAGGCAUCUCUAAGAUUCCUUUGGAGAGGUCCAAAUAGAGAUCAUACCCCGAGCGUCUACCAAAUGCAGGCCAUGAUCUUUGGUGCAAAGUUGAGUCCAACCUCUGCGAAUUAUUGUUUGAAGAGAACCGCCGUUGAUAACCAAAACACAAGCAGUGAAGAAGCUACCAGUACAGUCCUAAGAGAUUUCUACAUGUAUGACCUCUUGAAGUCCCUGCCCUCUGAGGCUAAGACAGCUCAGCUUGCCCUCCAGCUUAUUGAGCUUUUGUCAAGCGAUGGCUUUCGAUUGACAAGCCUGCCCCAAAGCAGACUUCAAGCUUUCACCCCACCAUUUUACAACACUCGUGUGGAUUAUUUUGGCCCGUGGUCAGUCAAAGAGAGAAGAUCAACAGUAAAACGCUAUGGUUACCUGUUCACCUGCCUGGUGACAAGGGCAGUACACCUAGAAAUUGCUCCCUCACUCGAGACAGACAGCUUUAUCAUGGCGCUGAGAAGAAUGAUGGCUAGAAGAGGAAAACCCAGAAACAUCUACAGCGACAACGGGACUAAUUUUGUAGGAGUGCCUUGA